This is a messenger RNA of Mycotypha africana, 1315 nucleotides long. RefSeq lists its product as uncharacterized. Gene Ontology annotation, biological process: cellular response to misfolded protein. Gene Ontology annotation, cellular component: endoplasmic reticulum membrane. The record is from RefSeq and is a predicted model, not a curated record. Bases 47 to 1279 code for a protein of 410 amino acids. Lineage: Eukaryota; Fungi; Mucoromycota; Mucoromycetes; Mucorales; Mycotyphaceae. Gene Ontology annotation, molecular function: Hsp70 protein binding. The transcript is spliced from 3 exons.
CUAUUUUAUACCAGCUCCACAUACAGAUACAAUCAUAUAAAAGCUAAUGGAAGUUAAUAAAGAAGAAGCACUGCGCUGUUUAAGAAUUGCAAAGAAUCACUAUGGUCUCAAAAACUUCGAAGGAGCAGUUCGCUUAACCAAGAAGUCACUCAGUUUAUAUGAAACCGAUGAAGCAAAGCAGUUUUUAUUGAAAGCAGAAAAGGCUUUGCAAGAGAAUGGACCAUCAUCGUCUUCAGAUUCGUCUACAGGUGAAAGCACAGCGACAAAUACAAGUAGAACAUUUGUAAAAGAGGAGAAAGCUCAGUCAGCAUCGUCCUCAACAACAUCAUCUGCUUCAGCAGGCACAUCUGAUGAGAUCCGCGAAGUCAAAGAGAUUUUAGCAUGUGGAACGGAUUAUUAUCGAGUACUGAAACUACAUAAGAAAUGUACAGAUCUAGCAUUGAAGUUCCAUCCAGAUAAGAAUAAAACACCAGGAGCUGAUGAAGCAUUCAAACUUAUAUCAAAGGCAUUUACAGUAUUGUCUGAUCCGCAAAAGAGAGCAAUCUUUGAUUCUGGAGUUGGAGAUCCCGAGCAACGUUCUUCGGCUAGCGGCUUUAAUCCGGGAGGUGCAACUCGAUUCCGUUUCAAUACACAAAAUGCAUCACCAUUUGGAGAAGAAAUAUCACCGGAAGAUCUAUUCAACAUGUUUUUCAAUGGUGGUUUUGGAGGAGGAGGUUUCCAAUUUGCAACAGCAGGUAGUUCACCAUUCAGUAGCGCAACCUUCAUGGGGCCAGGAUUUAGAACGCGUACUUUCACCACGAAUAACAUGUUUAACCAACAGCAGCAACGAGAAAGAGCAGCAAAUCAGCGACGAACCGGUAGUUGGUCAUCCAUUUUGUUGCAGAUAUUACCACUUCUACUUUUAUUCGGAUAUACAUUACUUUCAAGUAUAUUAAUGGAUGAUACACCGCUUUUCUCUUUCCAGUCGACUUCUGUUCAUACGCAGCCAAGAAUAACCAAAAUGCAUAAUGUACACUACUUUGUUGAACCAGAAACAUUUCAACCUUAUCUGAAAAACAAUUAUAGAUUAUCCAAAAUUGAACAGCAAAUAGAAGUGGAUUGGGUAAAAUCAUUACAACAGUCGUGUUUAUAUGAACGUAAUAAGCAAAGAGAAAUGUUAAACAAAGCGAGUGGAUCACUCCUCGGAUUUCUUAAACGUAAUGGAGAACUAUAUCAACAAGCGGUGAAUAUGGAGUUGCCCAGCUGUAAUGAAUUAAAAAAAUUUGGAUAUUAUAGUUGAAGAGUAAAAGCACUUCAUAUCAGGGCCAAUUCUAAU